Molecule: messenger RNA, 14134 nt
Organism: Anopheles stephensi (Asian malaria mosquito)
Lineage: Eukaryota; Metazoa; Arthropoda; Insecta; Diptera; Culicidae
Gene: Ten-a
Product: teneurin-a
Exons: 19
Coding region: 1551-10238 (2895 amino acids)
Biological process (GO): motor neuron axon guidance
Source: RefSeq, a predicted model, not a curated record
ACAGACACUUACAGAGCAGUGCGACCUAAGCCUCUCGACGUCAAGCUUCUGCUGGAAAAAGGAAGUUUCGUGCGUCGUGCGCCAGGAAGCAAAAGGGCCCUCGUUUAGCGGUGGCCAUAUCGAACCCGGGGUUGUGUUUUUGCUUCAGCCGACCAUUCCGCAUUGACCGUGUUUCAUCCCGGCCCCAUCCGCGGUGUGCUUCAAUCUUUCAACCGUAGUGGAAAUUGUUGGUUCACAGAAGAACGUACAAACUGUUAAAACAGGGGGAAGGAAAGGGGGGGAGGAGAAACCGAAAACCGCUGCUCGUCGUCGCAAAAGCACGCGAUAUUUUCCCACAAUCAACUUUUGUCGCCCAGACACCACCACCACACAAACCACAGUCCAGUCGGGCAACGCUUCGAGUUCCACCGAUAAACAAGGCCUACAGCCUUUAGGAUGCGUUUCCUUUCCAACGGUUGACGGUAAGGGUGUGCGAGACGGGAAGGGAGGGCGAGAGGAAGAAGCAGAAGAAGGAAUCGUCCAACGAAAAGUGCUACAAGUGUGUUGCUAAAAAAUCGUGUGAAAAACCGGUUUUUCUUCGUCGUCCAAGACCAUACACACACCAAAUUUUCGGCUGGGCCAUACGUUUGUGGAAGGCUGUUUUUGCUUCAGCGGUGGCGUGUGUGUGUGUGUGUUUUUCAACUAACCAAAAGAAGAAGAAAACACCACCCGUGGAAAAAUCGGUCGCGCGCGGGGAGGGAGUGUGUGACCCGGGGAGCGGGAGACCGUUUCAUGGAGGGGUGAAAAUGGUUACGGGUUAAUAUUUUCCUCAAGUGUGUGAAAAGUGUUGUUGUUCGGGGAGGAAAAACCACCGUAAAAUCUCAAAGAAAAGCAUGUAUCGGGACGCCGCGCCGCAACCAAUCGCGUCGCGAAUAACGGACGGAAAAUGUUUGCUUUUCGAGCGACGACGACGAUAAAGAACGAUGUUCCGCCACCGAACAGCCGCAGCAUCAGCAGAGCAAAUCGGGUGAACGGCCAGUGAUGCGAUACGCCGUGCAACCAUCAAGAAGCCAGAAACCAACGAAAAAAAAACAAAAACGGAGCAGCUAUAGUUUCAUUGCGGGUUAACCUGUGAGUCGUCGUACAAGGCGGGCAAGGACGAGCAGGAUGUUGAGUCAUGAGCAGCAACUCGUGAUUAUGUUUCCAUUCGUUCCCAAUCCUCGGCAUUGCUUCACAAACGCUACCAGGCAGCAAGUAGCUGGAGCGUAAAGCACACCGUGUGUGCUACCGGGAUACGCAGGCAAAAAAGAAAAUCGUCGAACAAAAAAAAGUGGUUAAAACAAAACAAAAAUACUGAGUUUUUUCAGCCUAAAGGAGGCGCAAAAGCUGUACAAAAGUGCAGCAAACCCGGAGUUAUAAGGCUGUGGUCGUCUGCUGACCAACAGAGGAAGCGUAUUAUAAGAGCAGCAUCUACAUGAGUGUGUCCUCCCAAACGUGAUACACCUACCUACGGAGAGGAAUAUUGAACGCCAAAAACGGGACACAAAAGCACACACACACACACUGGCAGGAUGACUAUGAAAUCGAUGAAGUAUAACGACUGUGACACCAUCAUGGACGGCUACAAUCCGGCACCACCGCCAUUGCCGAGAAGGGUACCGCCGGCGCGUAACAUUUACGCGGAACCGUUCGCGACCGAAUCCAACACGAACAGACUACAAUCAUCGCAACAGCUGCAACAGCAGCAGCAACAGCAGCAACAGCAGCAACAGCAGCAACUGCAAUCACAGCAGCAACCGAUACCGCAACUGACACAAUCCAUGACUAACACACACAUCACCACCGGAUCCCGGCUGGGAGGAUCGUCCUCCCUGGUGAUGCCCGUUUUUCCAUUACGAACGGGUGGUACCGCCCACACACCACAUUAUUCACCUUACUCACCAUCAAGGUUUCGCAUCGAUAAAAGCUGUCAGCAUCGUUGCUCCUGGAAGUGUUUUAGCAUUGCCUUAAUAUUGGUUACAAUAAUUUUAUCGGCAACACUAACGUAUUUUGCAGCAACAAGCUCCAUGAAAUCCAAUAUCGAUGCUGCCAACUGCAUACUGGUGCAGGAUGUAAAAACGGGCACGGCCGUCGACCAAACCGGUACGCCCAUCGAUUCGUCCAACUACGGACUGCUGUCCGGCCCAUCCACGCUGAAUCCGACCGAGGAGUCACCGAUCACGAGCACCCUCGACCACAACAGCUUCUCCACGCUCGGUGGGCUGCCGGGUGGGGCGGCCGGCGGUAAUGCUGCCCUGUCGACGUACAACCGGCGUCCGACGCAGGACAUCUCGCACCCGGUGCAACAGACGACCCAAAUAUUCAGCUCGGUCCACCAACCGAAGUGGCCGUCGAUCGUGGAGCUGCGCGAGUUUAACGAGAUACACGCGUCCACCAUUGCGCCGUUCCAGUUUUGGAACGUCGAGUUCCGGAACAAACAUCCCGCCUUCAUACAGUUCAACUUUACCCUGCCGUGGGGUGCCAACUUUGCCAUCUACGGCCGGCGUAAUGUUGGACCGACGGUGACGCAGUACGACUUUGUGGAGUUCAUCAAGGGUGGACGGGUCGACCAUAAGCUGCGGCGGAAGCGAAGCAUCGGCAGCAGCUUCUUCCAGAACGAUCUGCUCGAUACGCACUUUAACGAGGAAAAUUCGUCCACGUUCGAAGCGAACCGGCGGAACCAGUACGCGUUCGAGGAUCUGCCGCUGGACGAGGUGGAACGGCACAUCAUCUCGAAGCGUUCGGCGGAUGGGGGUGGUGGUGGUGGUGCCGGCGGGCCGUCCUCGUUGCAGAAGAUCGACCUGGAAGCGAUGACGGUGAACGUGACGAUCCUGCAGUACCUCGACAUUGGCCGAUGGUAUCUGUCGGUGUACAAUGACGAGCUGCUGCCGCACACGGUUUCGCUGGUAGUUGGCGAGGCGGAAGGUAUCCAUACGGCCUGCCCGAGCGACUGUUCCGGCCGCGGGUCGUGCUACCUCGGCAAGUGCGAUUGUAUCGAUGGAUAUCAAGGCAACGAUUGCUCGAUUAGUGUGUGCCCCGUGCUUUGCUCCGCCCACGGCCAUUACGGUGGUGGUGUAUGUCACUGUGAGGAAGGCUGGAAAGGUUCGGAGUGCGAUAUUCCCGUGUCGGAAUGUGAAAUGCCCACCUGCUCCAACCAUGGCCGCUGCAUCGAGGGAGACUGCCAUUGCGAGCGUGGCUGGAAGGGAUUGUUCUGCGAGCAGCAGGACUGUAUCGACCAUUCCUGUUCGGGGCAUGGAACGUGCGUAUCGGGUCAGUGUUUCUGUAAGGCCGGUUGGCAGGGCGACGAUUGCAGCAUUGUCGAUCAGCAGGUGUAUCAGUGUCUGCCGGGCUGUUCAGAUCAUGGCACGUACGAUUUAGAUACGGGUUCCUGUAUUUGUGAUCGCCAUUGGACCGGAAUCGAUUGUUCGCAAGCCGUUUGCAGUCUCGACUGUGGACCGAAUGGAAUCUGUGAGAAUGGACGGUGCCGGUGUGAUGACGGUUGGACCGGCAGCCUGUGCGAUCAGCUCAUGUGUGAUCCACGGUGCGCGGAGCAUGGCCAGUGUAAGAACGGUACCUGCGUUUGCUCACAGGGAUGGAACGGACGCCACUGCACGCUACCUGGUUGCGUUAAUGGAUGUUCCCGGCACGGCCAGUGUACGAUGGAGGACGGCGAGUACAAGUGCAUCUGCGUGGAAGGCUGGGCUGGAAACGAUUGCUCGAUCGCGCUAGAGAUGAGUUGCAAAGAUAAUAUUGAUAAUGACAAUGACGGUAUGACGGACUGUUCCGAUAGUGAGUGUUGCGUGCAUCCGAUCUGUGCAGAACAUAUCAUGUGUCUCGCGUCGAACGAUCCGGUCGAGGUGUUGCUGCGCAAGCAACCACCCUCGGUAACGGCCUCCUUCUAUCAACGCGUCAAAUUUCUGAUCGAGGAAAACUCCGUACAGUCGUACGCGCACAUGGACGAGUACAGUGAGAGUGAGUUCUGGAACUCGUUCACACCGUGCCGGGUGUCGGUCAUGCGCGGACAGGUAGUUACACCGCAGGGUCUCGGCAUCAUUGGCAUACGCGUAUCGGUUGACCGCGAUUCACGGUUCGGAUUUACACUCACGCGCCAGGGUGGUUGGUUUGAUGUACUCGUUAAUGGAGGUGGAGCCGUCACGCUACAGUUCCAGCGAUCACCGUUCCGACCGCUCACACGGACAGUAUUUGUUCCUUGGAACCAAAUUGUUGUGCUUCCACCGGUCCAGAUGCAGAUUAACGAUAAUGAUGAUCACGACGAUAUUUCUUUCAUCUCUGUACCGUCGAAUCUUGCCUACAGCUUCCUGAGCACAUCACACUACCGGUUCAUGGAAGAUAACCCGUCGCCGAUAGCGAUCUGUCUCGAGCAUGAUCACGAACUGUUGAGCCCCCAUCUUACCAGCACCUGGAUGCCGAAUGGGAUCGGUUCAGUUCCGGGGAAAAAUUUCAUCUUCGCCGAAACACAGGUUGUACAAGAAUCGCUCAAGAUUCCUGGUUCGGAAAUUCAUCUGCUCUACAAAUCAUCCCAAGCGUCCGGCUACCGUUCGAUCGUGCGCAUGCAGCUGACGCACGAUCGCAUCCCGGACACGCUGACGCACGUGCACGUCGGCGUGCAGAUCGAAGGUUCGCUGCACGUCAAAACGUACGAAGCCGAUCCGAACCUGCGGCACAUUUUCGCCUGGAACAAGCGGAACGUGUUCAAGCAGAAGGUGUACGGUAUCGCGAUGGCACGCAUCUCGAUCGGGUACGAGCACGCCACCUGCCGCGGCAUCGUGUGGGAAACGCGCACGGUCAAGCUGCAGGGCUUCGACGUGGACAUUUCCGACAUUGGCGGCUGGGGUUUGGACAUACACCAUCACUACAACUUCCACGAAGGCAUCCUGCAGAAGGGUGACGGUGCGACGAUACAUCUGAAAGAGUUUCCGCGCAUCGUGCGCGGUGUGCUGGGCGAUGGCCAGCAGCGCAAGCUGAUGUGUCGCGACCAUUGCAAUGGGUUGUCGAAGAGUGGGCAGCUGCUGACGCCGGUGGCGCUGGCGUCCGGUCCGGACGGUAGCUUGUUCGUGGGCGACUUUAACCUCAUCCGUCGCAUCACUACCAACGGUAGCAUCUUCACCAUCCUGCAGCUAGACACGACGCGCGUGUCCUACCAGUACUAUCUCUCCGUAUCGCCGGCCGACGGGCAGCUCUACAUUUCCGACUCGGAAAAGCACAAAAUUCUUAAAAUCGUGUCGCUCGAGAACGUGGAAGAUCCGUCGUCGAACUACGACGUGAUCGUGGGCAGCGGGCAGCGCUGUAUACCGGGCGACGAGCAGAACUGUGGUGACGGUGGGCCCGCCAUCGAGGCACGGCUGUCCCAUCCGAAGGGUCUCGCCAUUGCAGCCGACCGUACGAUGUACAUUGCGGACGGUACGAACAUUCGGGCGGUUGAUCCGAAGGGCACGAUCCACACGCUGAUCGGGCACCACGGGCAUCAGAAUCGGUGGAGCCCGGUACCGUGUCGGGGUGCGGCCCGAGCGAUGCAGGUGCAGCUACAGUGGCCGACGGCACUGGCACUGAACCCGCUCGAUGGAUCGCUGUACUUCGUCGACGAUCGGUUGGUGCUGAAGCUGACGUCCGACAUGAAGGUGAAGGUGAUCGCUGGCAUACCGCUGCACUGCAACGAGGACCAUAUGGCAGGGCUGAACCGGACCACACCGGUCGAGGAACCGCUCGGCACGGUGCUGGCAAUGGCGUUCGGACCGAACGGUGAUCUGUACGUGGCCGAUACGAACUCGAAGCGCAUCAACACGAUCAAGGUGAUUGAAUCUUCCACCGGGUUCAUGAAACAGUUUGCGGGGAAAAUCGAUUCCGGAAGCCAAGAGUGUGAUUGUCAGGGUAAAACGUUAAACUACUCACGACGUAAGCCUGCCAAUGGCACAGCCGGAAGCUUGGCCGGUAAUCCAUCCGGUGUCGAGCGUGGGGCCGGUGUACCGGACAACGGCAGCCCGUUCUGCGUCUGUCCGCAUGCAAACGAUACCAGCAACGGACGAAAGGAGUAUCCGGAUGCAUCGGCGUCGUUCGGUGGGGUGCCCGGUAGUGGUAAUGGUGGUGGUGCUACGGGUGAAACCAUCCUGUCCUCGAACAUACGCUUCCAGUCGAUAUCGGCGAUUGCGGUCGCACAGGAUGGUGUGAUCAAUGUGGCUGAUCAAGGUUCAUUGCGAAUCUUUGCGCUGGAGCAUUAUCUGCCGCAGCACGACAGUAACGGCGAGUUCCAGAUACCGUACACACCGUUGAACGAGCUGUACGUGUUCAACCGGUACGGGCAGCAUAUCGCUACGCGGGAUCUGUCCACCGGCAAAUCGCGCUACUCGUUCCUCUACUCGAAAAACACCAGCUUUGGCAAACUUUCGACGGUAACGGACAGCUCCGGUAACAAGAUACAAUUUCUGCGCGAUUACAGCAACGUGGUCAGCUCGAUCGAGAACGGGCAGGAUUACAAGACGGAGCUGAAAAUUUCACCGAGCGGUUUGCUGACGAAGGUAAGCGCCCGUUCCGGUGCCGGCCGGAAGGUGGAGGUUUUGCUCGAUUACGAAUCGAACAGUGGGCUGCUAAUAAGUCGCACCGAGGGACAGGAAAGCUUCAUCUACCAGUACGAUGAUUUUGGCCGGUGCGUGAAGGUGAUUGCGCCGAGCGGUGAGAUAGUGCACGUGCACACGCUGUUUGACGACCGGUCGACCAAGCCGAAGCAGGAAGAUUUGCUCGUGUCGGUGCAGAGCAGCAUCCGGUCGGCGUUCGGUGCGCGCGGUGCAUCGAAACCGAUCGAGUACUCCAUCACCGGUGGCAUACAGACGGUGUCGAUAGCGCGCGGCGGUAAGGAAACGGUUGGCCGGAUCGGAUCGAUCAAUCAGACGGUGUCGCUGUCGCUGCCGGCCGGCAUCCGGUUGGAAGCGUCAGCCGUCGCCACACACCCGUGGCUGGAGAAGUUCCUGCCCACCGAGGCAGAAAUGCUACCGAUGUGGUCGCACCAGUCGCUGCACGUUGGUGACCGCGCUGCGAACGAUCUGUACUCCAGCUACGCCUUGUCGUCCGUGGGAUGUAACGGGGGAAAUACCGAGCCGCCGCCCCAUCACGGUCGCGCUGCAUCGUCCACCAUGAACGGUGGGGUGAAGGGUGAGAAAAUGCUGUGCCGCGACAUCUUUGUGAACGAUGGGAAGAAGCUACGCGUCGAGUACGAUCCGAUUGCGCAGCGUGAAAUUCUUCGCGACCGGGACAAUGAGGUGAUACUGGUCGUUUCGUACGACCAAUCCGGACUGCCGACGAUGUUCUCCCCGGGAAUGGGCGACGUGUACGAUCCACUGAACAUUACGUACGAUCGGUUCAAUCGCAUCGAGGGCUGGCAGUGGGGUCCGUCGGAGCUGAAGUACAACUACGAUCGGCAGGGACGGCUGGCGGAGGUUAGCAGCCUGCAGGAUGGCAUCGUAUCGUACAGCUACAACGAAGGCAACCUGCUCGAGAUGAUUUCGCUCGGCAGCCAGCGCAAGUACAAGCUGGUGUACGAUCGGAACGGUGGCCUGCGGGAGAUAGUGUUGCCGAGCGGUACCAAGCACACGUUCAGCCUGCAACCCUCGAUCGGCUUCCUGCGCUUCACGUACAAUCCGCCCGGCAGCUCGCGCUCCUAUCUUCAGCACUACUCGCACAGCGGCGCCCUGCUGCAGACCGUGUACCCGGGCGACGGUGCACGCAUCGUGUACCGGUACGAUGACGAGGAUCGCAUCUCGGAGAUUGUGCACGGUGAUGGGCGGGAUGAGUUCCUGUACCAAACCGGCACACCGUCCUGCGAGCUACCGAUGGCGAUCAUUCACACCGAGCGCGAUCUCGAAUUUCGCUGGGACUUUGACUGUGUCGGCGAGCUGCUGCUCGAGGAGCGCAUCGACUUUUCCGCCCGGUCCGGUUUGUCGAACGUAAAGUUCAACUACGAGUACGACGACCAUUUCCGGCUGUCGUCGAUCGGUGGGCGAAUCGGGGGCCAAAAUCUUCCGCAGCAAGCGUUCGGGUACGAUGAGCGUACCGGUCGGCUGGCGACGAUUGGACAGUUCGAGGUGACGCGGGGCGAUCGGCAGGUCAACGCAACGACCGUAAGCGAUCGUACCGGCACGUUCAUGCGGACGGUGAAUGGGCGUUUUCUGCUGAUGCAGCUCACGCUCACCAUCCACCGGAUGGAGGUGUUCCGGAUGGAGUUUGCGCACGAUCUGCACGGUCGGAUCGUGCAGACGCGCACCUACACCCGCAACGUCGGCGUCAACACGUACACGAACGUGAAAAACUUCACGUGGGACUGUGACGGGCAGCUGGUGGGCGUGGAAGCCCAGGAACCGUGGGGCUUCCGGUACGACGAUAACGGUAACAUGCUUUCGCUCACGUACCGCGGCAACACGAUCCCGAUGGAGUACAACGCGCAGGACCGGAUUGUGAAGUUUGGCGAGGGACAGUACAAGUACGAACCGCGCGGGCUGGUCGCGCAGAAUGCGCGCGAGGAACGGUUCCACUACAACGCGAAGGGGCUGCUGAUACGGGCGACCAAGCGGGGACGGUUCGACAUACGCUACUUUUACGACCAUCUGAAUCGGUUGAUCACGCGCAAGGAUAACUUUGGCAACGUGACCCAGUUCUUCUACACCAAUCAGCGGCGGCGAAGUGAGAUCAGCCACAUCUACUCGCCCCGGGAUGGCAAGCUAAUGUCGCUGACGUACGACGAUCGUGGUUCGCUGAUCUAUGCGCAGGUGUACCGGUACCGGUACUACAUCGCUACCGAUCAGUGCGGUACGCCGGUGAUGAUCUUCAACCAGUACGGUGAAGGUAUACGGGAGAUAAUGCGCUCACCGUACGGUCACAUAGUGUACGAUUCGAACCCCUAUCUCUACAUGCCUAUAGACUUCUGUGGCGGCAUACUUGAUCAGGUUACCUCGCUCGUGCACAUGCCGGAUGGGAAGGUGUACGAUCCGCUGAUAGGGCAGUGGAUGACCCCGAACUGGGAGCACGUCGAUCAGCGCAUUAAGAAACCGACCAAACUGCACCUGUACCGCUACAACGGCAACGAUCCGAUCAAUCCGCCCCGUCAGCUGCAGGACCACCCGCAGGACCAUCUCGACUGGCUGCAGCUGAUGGGGUACGACAUCGACAACAUGAUCCCGCAAGCAUCGAUCGCCAGCCGCUUCUACCAGCAGCGCAGCUGGUUGGAAGGUGCGCUCGCCUCACCGAACGUGCUGCGCCGCCAGUACGAGGAACGGGGCGGUACGGGUGGCAUCAACAUCGGGUCCGGCUUUAUGGCGCACCUGAUGGAGCGUUCGAUCCGCUCGCGCCAGGAUCUGUUACAGCUGCCGGACAGCUUCUUCGGUUCGAGCCUUAAAUCCGACCCGCUCGCGAUUGGCCCGUUCCGGCUCGGUUCCGGUUCGGAUCCACCGUUCGGGCACGGUAUCAUUGUGUCGCGGGUCGUCGUUGACGAGCCGGAAGGUGGGUACGCAAUCGUUUCGAGCGUACCGGCUGCCAACCCAAUCUAUCGCGAUGUGUACACGUCGGUGUUUAACCGCACCCGGCUGCUGCCGUUCACGUUCGUCGUGCACAACUCGCUCCAGGAUGCGUUCUUCUUCGUGAAGGAGGACUCGUGGCGUGCGGCCGAAGAUCGGCAACAGCUGAAGCGGUUGCAGGGUCAGGUAAACACCACGUUCCACGAUGCCGUCUCGUCCGGCGUGGGACCGAACGGGGGUGGGGGCGGUGGUGCCGGUUCCGGACUGGCCGGUGUGUCGAAAGCGUCCGCCCACCACCAGGAUGUGAAGAUUCACACGACGAACGCGAUCAUCAACCUGAAGUACGGUACAACGUCGGCCAAGGAGCGGCAGCGUUUGAUGCACCACGCCAAGCUGCAAGCCGUCCGGAAGGCAUGGCAUCGGGAGAAGGAGCUGCUGCGCAGCGGGCUCAUCUCGAGCUACGAGUGGAACGCACAGGAGAUGGAAGAAAUCAUCAAGAAUGGGUAUGCAAACCUUUACGAAGGCGAGUACGUGCACGACAUUGACCGCUAUCCGGAGCUGCUGGAAGAUCCGUUCAAUGUGCGCUUCACCAAGAAAAAGGUGAACCAAUCGCGCAAACGCAAACGAAGAGAUACGGCCGAUGUGGCGGACAGUGGUAGCAGCAGCAGCAGCACCAGUACCAGAGUCAACGGCGAAGUCUAGUGGCGCAUAAGGCUGGCAGUGUUGAGUAUUAAGUUAUGGGAGCAGUAGCAGCGCGCACGCUCGAGGAAUAACUCUCUGCGGAGAACUCCGUCCGAUUUUAAGUUGCGUGGUGUGCAGAUCCGCUGCAACCCACGCCACGCGUCACCAAAUGAAUGUUGCCACCCGAGGUUUUUUUGUUUUUUUUUGUUUACGUUAUAUCGGUUAGUCAUAUCGGUGAUGAAUCGUUUUCAUUUUUACACACCCGAUCGUCCAAUGCCGCCCUAUCGAACCCUGCAACAAAACCCGAAAACCUCAUUCGACAACGCUAUGGUGCUUUGGUAGCCGCCGUUCGGAACAAUUUAAUUGCUACUCCAGCGAUACAAACAGACACACACACAUACAAACGCAACGGAAUAUGUGUUAAAGGAAACGAUUACUAUAUUUACACAAAAGAGGGUUUUUUUUUAAAUAAUUUUAAUUAACGUUGCGCUUUCUCAUAUCCAUUGCAGGAACAACAAACAAAAAAACUAACUCAAAAAAUUUAUAAAUUAGUUUUAUACUUAGUUUUAUAAUCCGCAUGGAGAACUUUAUUCCGAUUUUUUUUACUCACGAUUUUUUGUUUUGGCUUCCCGGGAUUCGCGAUACUCAGUUAAGCAAUAUGUUUUGUCUAAUGUGAUUUCCCUCCUUUUUUUCUCGUUUUUCUUCUGCUGCUGAUAAAAGCAAAACGGUAUCAUAUACUAAAUAGAGCCCCUAUCGACUUGCAUCAAGUCCCGAAAUGUGAGAUGCUCGCACUCCACUCUCAUGUGUUCUUCGUUCAGUUUGAUACUUUUUUUUUUAAAUUAGUAUACAUGUAUUUAUAACACUAGUUCCCUCCCCCCACAUCAGCAAACUGUUGCUGCAUACACGCCGCACCUCAUAGUCGUAUCGAAUCUCAUAAUUUUAAUCGUUUUUUUUUUAUUCUUCCCCGACUGCUGUACCAAUUAAGCAAAUUUUGCUAGAAGGUUUUAGCCAUACGUGUUUGGUUACGAUUGCGCCAUUGUCCAUUUUCUUUUUAAGGCUUUGUUCGCAAGACUAAAGAGAGCGCGCACACACAUACACCCCACCCUUGCGAUGCGUGAGGAUCGGCAAAUGCAAACCGGACGAGCAAAGCCCAAUAAUUAAAACACUCAUUAGAAUAUGUACACGGACAGGAGCGAUUCCAAGCGCGCAAACCCUGCAAAAACAGUGCGCAAACCGCCAAACUAUAACGCACCGUACUGAAUGAAUGUAUUGGCGAAGGGGGAGAUAUAUAUGUGUGUGUGUGUGUGGUGUAUGUAUUGGACUGUGUAAGUGUAAGCGAGCCAAAAAUCCGUGGCACAGCACGGAGGGAGCACGGAGUAACAUGUGUUGAUGUGUAAAAAAAAGAAAAUGGAGAAAAUUGCUCGAGUAAGAAAAAAAAGGGAGUAAAGAACUGUUGUUAACACAAGUACGCACAAGUACGCAGAAAAGGGGGGGGCGAGAGCAAAGCGAGUGUAGAAUUUAAAUACAACUAGCAGAGUUUGAGAAAAGGCGGAGCAAAACAGAAACAAAUAUUAAGAAGCAGACACAAGCGAAGGCAGACUAGCGGUGGGCAGAUGGUAUUAGGAAAAUAGGAUGUUUAUACCUAUUCACAAUGUAAAACGAAUAUUAAAAAAAAAAUAUGGUGAUUCGAGCUUUUAAGACUGUCGUCGAAACAUUUUAGAAAGGAAGGUGUAAGGAGAGGGUGUAAGGUGGGAAGCAAAAGGGUAUAUAAAAUAGAAAUUUGCAACAAGGAAAAACAAAAAUAGGGAGAGAGAGAGAGAGAUAAAACAAUAAAUUGUAUUCCACGCUCUCUCUCACUGGCAGGAAGCAAACCCACUGGGAUAUGAAGCAAGAUAACAAAAAACAGAGAAAAAAAUGGAAGCAAGUACAGGAGAGACUCAUAAAACACACAACAGAAUAGCGCAAACCCGAUGCGAUUUAUGAAAGGAAAGGAAGGAAGAAUAACAAACAAAAAAGAAAAACAGAAAACAACUAGUAGACAUUUGAAAUUAAAAAAAAGGAGCGCAAAGCGAAUGAAUGGCCAUUAGAAAAGGGGGGGGCAAAAGAACAAAACAAAAAACAAGAAACCUUAUUUAAAACUAAUGACGCACACAAACCCAUGGACCGAUUAUACCUAGUUUUUUUUGCUUUGUUUUUGCUAAUUAGACAAACUUAUCUAGGAGCAUGAAACAUUAAACAAAAAAGCGGAGAUGGGAAACAAAACAUGGUCAUCCAUUUAACAAAGAGAGAGAGAGAGAGAGAGCAAAUCGUUAGUUUCCACGUGUAUGAGAAGCAAAGCCUACUACCGUAAGAAUAAUUGGGAUCCAAAAAGAAAAACAAAAUAUUAGUAGUGACGAUAAAAAAAACAAUCCCCCCGUAAUCCCCUAGGUCCUACUCCAUUCAUACCCCCCCCCCCCCCGCUCCGCCCCCCUCCACCACCAUGUUGGUUUUGAACAACAAUAAAGACAAUUAGGACAUAUUUGGUGGGUAUAAUGGAUGCCACCGAACAGGAUGGGGUGUAUGGAAAGCUAAUCGUUAUAUCAUUAUUAUGACUGUAAAAAUAAUACAAAACCCCUCCCAUUCCACCCCCCCACACCUCCUUCCCCCCCCCCCCUCUUAGAAUCGAAAGGAUGGAUAGUAGUAGUUGUGUGCGGCUCCUCCGGGGGAGGCGCAAGUGUAUGCGGUGUAUGGAGCAAAAAGAAAAAAAAAAACACACACACAGAAGCAAACUGAACUAUUGGUCUGAUAAGUUAGCGCUAGCGAGAAGAAGUGUAGCCAUGCGAGACAGUGUAGAAGAACAAAAGCAACAACAAAAAAAAAACCAGCAAAAAUUACAUAAUUGUGACUCGUACCCGUGUAUGUCUGUAGUUUUCUGCCAUUUUAUGUAUAGGUUUAUCCAUAUCCGUUCUGGACGGGGUGCUGUUGUUUUUUUCUCUCUCUCUCUCUCUCUUCCUUCACCUUCCGAUGCGCUACCGGAUGCGGGUGGGUGCAUUGCAUUGCUGGGAUUUCGGGUUUGGUGUUUGGAGCCUCCCAGCAAGAUAGUGCUUUUUUGUUGCCAUUUUUGUUUUUUUGUGGGGUUCAUUUUAGUCACACUCACACCCACAUACACCAGUCUACCCCGCCCCACUAUUUAUAGCAUGAUGUAUAGUAAACAACAAAAAGUAAACACCGCAAUAAGCUGCAAAAGAGCAUGAUUUCUUACAUAGUUGUAUUCAAGAUCAAUGGAUGCCAAAACAAAAAAUAAGAAAAACAAAUGUUUGUUUAGAAAGAGAGAGAGGAGAGUGUGUGUGUUAGGGAGAGAGAGAGAGAAGUAACAUAACUGCGACUGGGAAUGUGAGUGUGUGUAGGGCAACAAAAAGCAGCAAAAACACUAUUUGGUAUUUGUGGAAACAGGAACAUGUGGACGGGGACGAGUGGCUGUUUCCUCCCCCCCCCCCCCCCCCCCCCCACACCUAUUUCCUUCGGCAGCUCGUAAAGGAGCGCCAACCUCUGGCUAAACUUUACCCCUUCCUCCCUCGUUCGCAGUUUUUUUCUUCCCACAUCAAAUGGCCCCUAUUUAUGGAAUGGAAAACUCGUAACAAAAAUAGUGUUGUCAUAGCCAUGAGGAUUACCUUCACUAUAACGAUAUGUAACCGGAUGUAACACGGAGCGCAUGCUCGCACACUCCCGCCCCUCUCUAUUCCCAGCGUGCUUGUAUAUGCCAUUAGAGCUAUACAUGCAUGGAUGCUGGGAAUAUAUACAUAUACAUAUAUGAGGUAUAUAUUUAACCCGUACAAGCACACGCACACACACACACGAAGAAGAGAUGGUCUUCGUUCCAGUGUGUGUGUGUGUGCGCGUGUGUUACACGCGAUAAAUCAGCAGUAAAAGGAGGAGGA